AUGGAGAAAAACCAGGAGCCGGCGAUCGGGAUCCCCUACAACGCGGCCUACCAUGCCCCGGCGAUGCCCCAAGCAUACUACGUCGGGGAGAACCCUCACCAGGCCGGCGUAAUCCCUCCUAACGCCAUCGUUGGGGAUCCAAAGGGUAUACCCCUUCAGCAAACGAUUUACCGCGAUAGCCCCGCCCCUUUCAACUGCGUUUACUGCGGCGGAUCAGGUCUAACCACCGUCAAGUCGAAACCAAGUUUGGCUGCUUUUGUUGGUUGUAUGAUGCCAUUUAUGCUAGGGUUCUGUUUUCUUUGUCCUUCCAUGGAUUGCCUAUGGCACAAGUAUCAUUAUUGUCCAAGCUGCAAUCAGAAGGUUGCCAACUUUGAGAAGUCUGAUAUUUGUUUGGUCAUGGACCCUCCACAAUGGGAACAAAUGAGUUUUGCGUUGCCUGCAUGA
Messenger RNA from Striga hermonthica, 444 nucleotides. Lineage: Eukaryota; Viridiplantae; Streptophyta; Magnoliopsida; Lamiales; Orobanchaceae. The record is from the annotation of a GenBank genome assembly.